AUGGCCCGAAACGCGAUCACUCCGCGAUCGUCUCCCGCAGUCACCGCGGCGUUCGCCGUCGCCGCGGCGCUGCUGAUUGCGUGCACGUCGCCGCGUCCGGCGGCGGCGCAGGCGGACGGCGAGUGCUGGCCCGGGAACGUGCCGUGCCCGGGCGGGACGGGGUGUGUGCGAGCGGAUAAGCUGUGCGACGGCGUGUUCGACUGCGAAGACGGCAGCGACGACGGCUACGACUUCUGCCUCUCCUACGACUGCAGCAGCGUCGGCAAGACGUGGUGCCGCGAGGGCUAUCAGUGCCGUGCGCUCAACUCAUUCUGCGACCUCAACUACGACUGCACGGACGGCAGCGAUGAGGAGCCCGAACGGUGCUACCACAUCUACAGAAGCAAGGACCUGUGCAAGCCCAAGGGGCUGGUGCAAUGUCCCAACGACCCUGGGUACUGCAUCGGCCCUCAGGAGGUGUGCGACAGCAUCCCGCAGUGCUCCGAUGGGUGGGACGAGCUCAACUGCUUCAACCACACGUGCCAGCCCGGCCAGAUCCACUGCCCUCUCACCAGCUACUGUGCCCAGGGGCGCCUCUGUGACGGCAAGCCGGAUUGCUGGGGAGAGAUGGGUGUGGAGGACGAGAAUCAAGAGUUCUGUAAAGGGUAUGAGUGUCCGGAGGGGUGGAGGAAGUGUGCGGAUGGGUUGCAGUGUGCGGAAGCCAGUCGGUGGUGCGAUGGCGCUGUGAAUUGUUUGGAUGGGAGCGAUGAAGGGGCGGUUUGUGUUGUGCCUCCUCCUCCUCCGCCUGCUACUGGAGGAUAUGGGACCAGCUCGGGUGGUUCUUCAGGUGGUUCAUCAGGUGCUUCCAACAGCAGCAGCGUCCCGGUGGUUCUGAGCAAGGAGGAGAUUGCGAAGCUGAAGAAGCUGGCUCAGGAGAAAAAGGCGGCAGCCGUGGCUGCCAAGAAGCAGAAGAUGGAAGCCAAGCGGGCGGCAGAAGAGGAGAAGACGAAGCAGCGGGCGGCAAAGAACGCGGCGAUUGAGGCGAAGAUCCGAGCGAAGGAGGAGAAAGCGGCUGCUGUUGCUGCGAAGAAGGCGGCUGUUGAAGCCAAGAAGAAGCAGCAGGCUGACAAGGAAGCUGCGAUUGCUGAGAAGAAGCGGAAGCAGGCUGAGAAGGCUGCUGCAAUCGAGGCUGAGAAGAAAAAGGAAGCUGAAAAGAAGGCGGCUAUUGAGGCUAAGAAGAAACAGCAGGCAGAGAAGGAGGCUGCUAUUGCUGAGAAGAAGAGGAAGCAGGCUGAGAAGGCCGCUGCUAUUGAGGCGAAGAAGAAGAAACAGGCUGAAAAGGCAGCAGCGGUAGCAGCCAAGAACAAGGCUACCACCAAGUAA
Closterium sp. NIES-65 is the source of this 1362-nucleotide messenger RNA. The record is from the annotation of a GenBank genome assembly. NCBI's taxonomy places the organism in Eukaryota, Viridiplantae, Streptophyta, Zygnematophyceae, Desmidiales, Closteriaceae.